Messenger RNA from Sphenostylis stenocarpa, 441 nucleotides. The record is from the annotation of a GenBank genome assembly. Lineage: Eukaryota; Viridiplantae; Streptophyta; Magnoliopsida; Fabales; Fabaceae.
AUGGAAGAAUAUUACUACAAGAGGCAUCAUGUGCCUGCAUUUGGGAGCUGGGAUUGGAAUGAUAAUCUUCCCUUCACUCAGUGCUUUGAGUCUGCAAGACAAGCUGGUUUGUUAAGAUAUAGUUAUUCUGAGUCUGAAGAUAGAGAUCUUUAUGUCACUGGGGACUUGUAUGAGAAUGAUGUUGUCACACCUGCUAUGAUCGUUGUUCCUCGCAGAAGGGAAAAGGCACGUUGCCAGCAUGAAAAAGAAGCAAAAAAACAGAGUUGGGUGAGUAAUGUGAGGGAGCUACCUAGCCCAACUAGUCCAAUUCCAAGACCAAAACCAAAGCCUGUGGAUGAGGAUUUGUACAAGAUCUCACCAGAGCUACUUUAUGCCAAAACUAGGAAGAAGAGAGGGUUGUGUUUCUUUCCAAGCUGUUUGAUACCAACAUGCAUUGCCUGA